AUGCAGCAGGAUUCGGUGGUUUCGGCCAACAAAAUAGUUACUUCUUCCAACCCCUUCGGCCAGCCCGCUCAACCUGCCAACCCAGCUCCCGGUGGUCUCUUCGGCGGGGGUGCUCCAGCUGCAGGCGCCCAGCAAACUGCAAGCGGAUCCUUGUUCGGUGGCGGAGCCGCUCAACCGGCAGCAGGCGGGUCGCACUUUGGCGGUGGAGCGGCUCCAGCUGCACCAUCCGGCGGAUUCUCUUUCGGCAGCGGCGCCCCAUCAGCCCCUUCAUCCCUAUUUGGCGGAUCGCAACCUGCAUCAACAGUGACCGCACAAGCACCCUCACCAGCCCCCAGCUCCUCGGCAUUCAGCUUCGGCGGCGCGCCUUCGAGCGGUAACGGCGCGGCACCGGCGGCACCCGCAUCGGGUGGUAUGUUUGGCGGGUUUGGCGCUGGCGCAUCGGCACCAUCAGCUCCUGCUGCCGGCUCGGCGACACCAGCGGCCAAGACGGGCUUCUCAUUUGGUGGCGCGGCGUCAACGACCCCUGCGGGUGCUCCCCCAACGACCAAUCUCUUCGGUGGUGCUGCCAAGCCAGCGGCUGGAGGAAGCCUUUUCGGAGCACCCGCUGCUGCCCCGGCUGCUGGAGGAGGUCUUUUCGGUGGAGCUGCACCCGCUGCUCCAGCUUCAGGCGGUAGUCUGUUCGGGGGGGCAUCUGCUGCUCCAGCAGCUGGUGGCCUCUUCGGGGGUGCUGCACCGGCUGCGGCUCCAGCUGCUCCAGCGACCGGCGGCGGCCUUUUCGGCGGUGCAGCUCCUGCUGCUGCACCUGCGGCAUCCUCCGGAGGCUUCUCUUUCGGCGCACCCAAGCCAGCCGCCGCUGCCCCUGCCGCCCCUGCUACUCCCGCACAAACGAGCAAUCUCUUCGGCGGAGCCGGAUCCACUACACCGGCAGGAGCACCUCCAGCCGGCGGAUCCAGUAUGUUCAGCUUCGCAGCAAAACCUGCCGAACCAGCACCGGUAGCUGCAGCGGCUGCACCUCCAGCGGCACCCGCAGCCUCAGGUGGAGGUCUCUUCAGCUUUGCCUCAAAGCCUGCUGAACCCGCUGCCGCUGCCGCCGCCGCACCAGCAGCAGCACCAGCAGCAUCAUCCGGCGGUCUUUUCUCGGGACUCGGUCAAAAACCUGCGGCGCCCGAAGCACCCAAAACUGGCGGCUUCAGCUUCGGUGCACCAAGCGCAGCAUCCACAUCUACCGCUGGAGCAGCUGCACCCGCCGCUCCCGCCGAAGCUCCCAAAUCCACCGGGUUUAGCUUUGGCGCACCCGCUGCGUCUGCUGCUUCCGCUGCGCCGGCUGCUGGAGCCGCCGCUGCCAAGCCCGCAGAAGCACCAAAAGCCGCCGGCGGAUUUAGCUUUGGUGCUGCUCCCGCCGCACCUGCUGCAGGGGCGAGCACGGAGGCACCUAAGACGGGCGGGCUGUUCUCUGGUCUCGGUGCCGGCGCAGCGGCCAAACCUGCCGAGCCUGCAGCUGGCGGAUCGGGAUCGCUCUUUGGCGCUCCUGCUGCUGCGUCUACAUCCGGUACACCAGCUGGCUCGAGCCUUUUCGGCGGUGCAAAAUCCACCACAGCACCGGCUGCUGCGUCAUCGUCGACUACUCCUGCACCGGCGGCCGGAGCGGCGGCUUCUACAUCAACGGCUACUGAGCCUGCACCGAACCUGCUGCGCGGAAAGACACUGGAGGAUAUCGUCGAUACAUGGAGUAAAGAUCUGGAGGUGCAGGUCCGGGAAUUUGAGAAGCAAGCGGGAGAAGUGAGGGAAUGGGACAAGGUAUUGGUGCGGAAUGGCAACCAGAUCACGGGUCUUCAUCGUCAAGUACAAGAAGCACAGCAGAACCAGGCGGCUGUAGAUAAAGCGCUGGACUAUAUCGAGACGCAACAGAAACAGCUGGAUGCGAUGUUGACGCACUAUGAGCGGGAGAUUGGGGCGUCGACGAAUGAUUCGAGCAAGCCAUUGGCGGCGAAGGCUCCGGCGGACAAGGAGAGGGAGAAGGCGUACAAUCUCGCCGAAGACCUCAAUAAACAGCUAGACGACCUCUCGCGCAAUCUCACCCAAAUGAUCGACACCGUCAAUACUCUUUCCGCACCCCAACCGACGACUAGAGCUCGGACGAACGGUACCAACCCAACGGCGGCGGAAGUGGAGGCGGCGAGUCAGAUGCCGGAUGAUCCGGUCAAUCAACUGUCGGCGAUUCUGGGGGCGCAUCUGAGGGCGUUGGGGAGUAUUGAGCAGGGGACGGGCAAGUUGGAGGGCAAGGUGGAGGAGCUGGAGGGGAGGAUGGGGGUUGCGGGGCGGGCGAGGCGGUGA
Molecule: messenger RNA, 2334 nt
Organism: Dioszegia hungarica
Lineage: Eukaryota; Fungi; Basidiomycota; Tremellomycetes; Tremellales; Bulleribasidiaceae
Product: Nsp1-like C-terminal region-domain-containing protein
Exons: 4
Coding region: 1-2334 (777 amino acids)
Biological process (GO): RNA export from nucleus; protein import into nucleus
Cellular component (GO): nuclear pore central transport channel; nuclear pore
Molecular function (GO): structural constituent of nuclear pore; phospholipid binding
Source: RefSeq, a predicted model, not a curated record